Molecule: messenger RNA, 612 nt
Organism: Diuraphis noxia (Russian wheat aphid)
Lineage: Eukaryota; Metazoa; Arthropoda; Insecta; Hemiptera; Aphididae
Source: RefSeq, a predicted model, not a curated record
AUGUCGGAGAAAAGAUUUUGUUUUCUAAUUAAUUGCCUUAGAUUCGAUGAUCGAACAACUCGUUUGCAUCGUAAAAAUGAGACAAAACUAGCACCGAUUUCAGUUGUAUGGGAUAUUUCAAUGAUCAACUGUAAAAAUAAUUACAAGCCUAGUAGUUACGUCACAAUUGAUGAACAGUUGGUCGGCUUUAGAGGACGAUGUCUUUUCAAAAUGUAUAUCCCUUCAAAACCCACAAGAUACGGAAUUAAAAUUGUUAUGAUGUGCGACAAUGCAACAAAGUAUGUCAUUGAUUCGAUUCCGUACUUGGGUAAAGGAACUGUACCAAAUGGACAAGUUGCAGCUGACUUUUAUGUUAAAAAUUUAGUUAAAUAUAUUAAAGGUUCUAAUCGUAACCUUACAAUGGACAAUUGGUUUUGCAAUGUACCACUUAAUCAAUCACUUUUACAUGACGAUAAACUUACGGUUAUAGGAACAAUUAAAAAAAACAAAAGAGAACUUCCAACUCAGUUCACUGAUAUUAAAUUUCAAAAUAGAACUUCCGAUACAUCGUUUUUUCUAUUUCAUGAAGAUUUUACGGUUGUUUCUUACAAACCAAACAAAGUAAACUUGUGA